Molecule: messenger RNA, 1125 nt
Organism: Chrysochloris asiatica (Cape golden mole)
Lineage: Eukaryota; Metazoa; Chordata; Mammalia; Afrosoricida; Chrysochloridae
Product: zinc finger protein 571-like
Exons: 4
Coding region: 1-1125 (374 amino acids)
Source: RefSeq, a predicted model, not a curated record
AUGUCAUUCAAAGAUGGUGGCCGAUUCUUCAGACCUGACUGUCUGUUGCUCUCCACAGUCCUACCGAUCUCCCACCAAAAUUAUCAUCGGCCUUAUACAUGUACGAAGUGUGAGAAAGCUUUUACUGAGGCGUCCUUACUCAUGCAGCAUGUACAGAUUCACAGAGGAGAGAAGGUUUAUGAAUGUAAAGAAUGUGGAAAAGCCUUCAGAAGGCGCUCACACCUCACUUGUCAUACAAGAAUCCACAGUGGAGAGAGGCCCUAUGAAUGUAAGGUGUGUGGGAAAGCCUUUAGGGAGUCUUCACACCACAGUAGACAUAUGCGAACUCACAGUGCAGAGAAGCCCUAUGAAUGUAAGAACUGUGAGAAAGCCUUUAAAAGCAUCUCAGACCUCACAAGACAUAGAAGAGUCCACAGUUCAGAGAAGCCGUAUGAAUGUAAGGAAUGUGGGAAAGCCUUUAAAAUAAAUUCAGCCCUCUCUGCACAUAGAAGAAUCCACAGUGGAGAAAGGCCCUAUGAAUGUAAGGAAUGUGGGAAAUCAUUUAGAAUAACUUCAAGUCUCAUUGCACAUAGAAGAAUUCAUACUGGUGAGAGGCCUUAUAAAUGUAAGGAGUGUGGGAAAUCCUUUAGUCAAUUCUCAAACCUCACAACACAUAGAAGAAUCCACAGUGGAGAGAGGCCCUAUGAAUGUAAAGUAUGUGGGAAAGUCUUCAGUCAGUUCACAAGUGUCACUACACAUACAAGAAUCCACAGUGGAGAGAGGCCAUGUAAGUGUAAAGUGUGUGGGAAAGCAUUUGGUAGUUACUCAUCCCUCCAUAAACAUAGGCAAACUCACAGUAGGGAGAGACCCCAUGAAUGUAAGGAAUGUGGGAAAGCCUUUAAGGAUUCCUCCCACCUCAUUACACAUAUGCAAACUCACAGUAGAGAUCAGCCUUAUGAGUGUACACAGUGUGAGAAAGUCUUCAGCUCUGUGGUGUGGUCCCGAGUUAGUGGGAGCCGUGAGGGGGCCAUCUUGCACACCCCUAAGUCAUCAGGAAGGACUUCAGGUGCCCCGCAGUCUCAUAUUAAGGUCCGAGUGCGCUGCUCCCUCUCUCCCGCCCGCAGUCUUUUCUUCGCCCUCCCGUAG